CUAAGCUUUUUAGUAGUAUACAUUUCGCGAAUGUGUGCUUGCAUGUAUAUCGAUGAAAUUGAAAAGAAAUUUAAUAAUAAUUUUCUUGUUUACUUCAAUCCACGAUUGUAACAAAAGAGAGAGAUUAUGAUAAUUGACAGAUUAGGAUGUUUUUGAAAGAAUACGUUGAACGAGUUAUUUGUGCUUUCAUCAUUGAAAGCUCAAUUAUUGUUUCGUUAAUUCAACAUUGUUAAGAUGUCAUCGUGGAAAGAAUUUAGUUUGAUCUGUGUCAUUAUUUUUAUCAAUUUUGUUCACAACGUGAUCGGAUCUUACAAUGCAUUGUGUAAAUUUAAUACAAUGUGCAUGUGUUGGGUACAGGACGACGAAGAUUUUACCAAAAUGGAUAUUGCUUGUAUUAGAGUACCAUUUGCAAGGUUUCCUGACGUGUCGGUGAGUUACGUUGCACAAUUGGAUAUAGUUGGAUCUGGGUUGCAAAUAUUGGAUAACGAUGCAUUGGAAAGUUCAGUUGGUGUUGAAGGUUUAGGAUUAAUGAGUAAUCGUCUCGCAAGUAUCGGUGACACGUCUCUCAGAGUCGUAGCUGACAGUUUAAUUUCAUUGGAUUUAAGUUACAAUGCUUUGGAAGAAAUACCAUUUAAAGCAUUCGGUGAUUUGAAAAAAUUAAAUUGGCUCAACAUGCACAGCAAUCAUUUAACAUCGUUAGACGGUGAUUGGGGUUAUUUGAGAACAACAUUAAGAAAUGGAUUUUUCGGUGACAAUUCGAUCAUCGAAGUACCAAAAAUCUUUUCAACAUUUGAAUCACUGAUUUGGUUAAAUUUGGAUAACAACAACAUCGAACAUUUAUCAGAGGAAUCUUUGUCACCCAAUUUAGAAACACUUAGCAUGAAUAAUAAUUUGUUGAAAUCUUUUCCAACCUCGUUAGGUACAUUGACAAACUUGGAUUGGCUUUAUCUUCGUGGAAACGAUAUGAAACAAUUGGAAUUACCUGUUUUCCGAAGUUCGAGUUUGGAAUCAAUCGACGUCAGUGAAAAUUCAAUCGAAUGGAUUGAAAUUCAAACGAUUUCCAAUCAAACACUCAAAGUUAAUGAUUUCAAUUUGGACAGCAACAAGUUGACAUCUUUAACUAGUGGUAUGUUCGAUCGUUUGGAAGCCAGAAGAAUUCAUUUGUCCUCAAAUGGGAUACGAAACAUCGAUGAGGAUGCUUUUCGUAGCUUGGAAAAUAGUUUGGAAUAUUUGAACUUGGAGAAUAACGAUUUGCCGAGUGUACCAAUCGCCAUUAAUGGGCUCAAAAGAUUGUCGUAUCUUUAUUUAGCAAAUAACGAUAUAAGAAAUAUUUCUGCAGAUAGUUUUAACAAUUUUACUGAUCAUUUAAAAGCAUUAUCUCUUGCAACCAACAGUUUGGAUGCUGUACCUGCGAUUGCAUUGGCCAAGUGUCAAAGAUUGUUGCAUUUGAAUCUCGGUUACAACAAAAUCUCCCACGUGGAACCAGGUGACUUCGAUUGGGCCGAGGAUUUAGAAAUUUUAUUAUUACGAAAUAAUUUUUUAACCAAACUUAAAGCCGAAUCAUUUAAAGGAGCAGGUAAAUUAAAGGAACUCAGUUUGUCGUUUAAUCAUCUCACCGAAUUGGACGAUGAUUGUUUCGUUGGUAUCGAGGACAGUUUGAAUAUUUUAGAAUUGAGUUUUGCAUUCGCUACGGAUAAUUUUCCUCAAAGGGCAUUGAGACCGUUAAACAAUUUACUUUGGUUGGUUCUCGACAAUAAUAAUUUUCAAUCAAUCGAACCUACAGCAUUUUAUUCGUUUCAACAAUUGCGCUACAUCAAUUUGGAAUCUAACAGAUUGCAUUAUCUACCGGAAAGAAUAUUUUUAUCUAGCGUACACCCGGAAUUGAAGGACGUCAAAUUGGGAUACAAUUUUCUCGAAAUGAUACCGGAAUCAACGUUUCAUAAUUUAACGGAAUUGAGAUCGUUGGAUUUAACUGGGAAUCGUAUUAAAAUACUUCUAUCCGAUUCCAUAAUGGAUUGUCCGAAAUUAGUUACGAUAUCAUUGGCGUAUAAUAGAAUUAAUAAAAUGGAUAGAAACGCGUUCUACGGUUUGUCCAGUUUGAAAUUUUUACAUUUAGAAUUCAACAGAUUGACUAAUUUGGAUUUGGAUGCAUUUUCCGAAAUCGGUGACUCCGAAUUUGCUUUGAAUGUUUCUUACAAUGCCAUAUCUUUCAUCGAUUCUGGUUCAACUACCAAUAAUUUAACACAUCUUGAUAUUAGUUACAACAAUUUAACGCAUUUACCAACCGAAACUUUUUGUGGUACGCCUGAUUUAUUGACACUUGAUAUUCGUAAUAAUUUUAUCAGCAAUCUCGAACCAGGAACUUUUGCACUUAAUCAUUUGCAAGUAUUGAAUUUGAAAAAUAAUAAAAUCGAAGGAUUGAGGAAACAAUCAUUUUACGGAUUGCAAUCACUCCAACAAUUGGAUUUAGGUUACAACGAGAUAAAUCAAUUGUCUACGGAACAAUUUAGGAAUUUAAAAAAAUUGAGAAUAUUGAAUUUAUCUGGUAACAAAAUCCGAUCUUUGCCUAGGGACGUUUUCGAAGGUACCAGAUUGGAAAUACUCGAUCUCAGUGAAAACAAAUUCACUGUAGUACCGUCACCGUCAUUCAUGGAAGUUGGUUAUACAUUGAGAGAUUUAAAUAUGGCCGAUAAUUUCUUAGAUCAUUUAGAUUCAACUGCAUUCCCAACUUCGCAAUUGAUUUCACUGAAUUUGGCACGCAAUCGUUUGACCAUUUUACCAGACAACUCGUUCGUCUCGUUAGGAAAAUUAUUAUACUUAAACGUAUCCCAUAACAGUCUUCAAGCAAAUUUCAAAGAAUUAUUUCAUUAUUUACCAAAUUUAAGACAAUUGUCUUUAGCCAAUUCCGGAUUAAGAAUCGUUUCACCAUUCCCAUUGACGAAUCUCAACAAUUUAGAUUUGUCGUUCAAUAAUAUCGAAAGUACUACGGACAAUCAAUUUCAAUAUUUGAAAAAUUUGAAGAUAUUAUUGUUGACGAAUAAUUCGUUGAUUAAUAUGCCAAUCGUUAGAUUAAAUUUACUCAGAGAACUCGACGUAUCUGGAAACCCAAUUGAGGAAAUAACGAAAGAAAGUUUCUUCGGUUAUUUGCGAUUGGAAAAAUUGGAUUUGAGAAAUUUGAAUCGAACCAGAACAGUCGACAUGGAUUCUCUUAGAUCGUUGAAAUAUUUGAAGCAUCUGAAAUUACAAACUUGGCCACAAGCUGACGGUUUUAAUCUUCGUGACAUGGUCAUUGGUUUGCCGUUACGUACAGUUGAGAUACAAAUUACGGAACAUUUGUUGAAACAUCAAAUACAAAAUGCAUUUACCAAACAAUUAAGAGAAUUGACGAUAACCGGUGGAGAUUUAGAAGUUAUUUCAUCCGAAGCUUUUUCUACGAUCGAGGGUGGAGAAUUAAUUCUUAGAAUAAAGAACACACGAGUACGAAGAUUUCAAUCAGAUAUAUUUCUAUCGUUGACGAAAAGAUUAACUCAAUUGACGUUGGAUUUAAGAGACAAUCAUAUCAACGAGUUGAGUCCGUCUAUUAUUUAUGGUAAUUUAUCUUGGGAAACAGUUGGUACUAACAUGGUGGCAGGUGGAUUACAAGUAUCGGGUAAUCCUUUGGAAUGUGAUUGCGAGAUUGCAUGGUUGAGUCUUUGGUUACGUAGAUGGCUUCGUGAAUCACGUCAAAUUCAUACUGCAUCACAAUCGGAUGCCAGACAAUUAAGGACUAUCGCUGGUCGAGCUGUUUGCACCGAAACAACACCUUCCUACUCGUCUGACAAAGUUUUGUUAACAUUGGGAACACCUCAUACAGCUUGUCAAGCGUCUGCACUUAGUUCUGGAAAUUAUGAAAGACUUGCUAGGACUUGGCUAGCUUUAAUCCAACUGAUUGUAUUGUUGUUGUUUGCUAAAUGACUCCUUCGUUGAUCAUUUUCAUCAUCAACGAUUAAAUGAAAAGAAUUAUACUUUUCGUAAUCCUUCACACGUUCUAUCGAGAGAAAUAAUACGUACGAAGAAUCUUCGUGUGUGUGUGCAUGUGUGUGCAUGUGUGUGUGUUGAGAAAAAGAAACGGCAGUUUUGGAAUUGGUAUACAACGAACUUGUUAGAGAAACAAAAUCUCAGAUCAUUGAAACAUUUUAGAUUAGUUAGAAAAGUAUACAUAUCGUAUAUUAAUCGUAUACAUAUCGUAUACAUAUCCUUUGUAUAUAUAUAUAUAUUUAAUAUGUAUAAGUGUGAACGAUAUUCUAUGAGUGUAAGAAUAAGUUAAAACGUAUGAAUGAUUUUUUUUCCUUCGAAAUAUUUUUACAAUUAAUAUUCGCGAGGUUUUAUAUAUUUGGUUUUAAGAAAUUUAAUGUUUAUAUUAUAGAUUGUUGUAACGCCUGAAAAUAUGCAACGUUUUAUACUUUAACGAUGGUUAGAAUUAAAACCCCUGCACAUAGAGUUUUUCUUACAACAAGUGUGUAUGAAUGGUUGCAUAUUACAGGGGCAUACAACUCGUGUUUUACAUAUAAACGACGAUAGAAAUCGUUGUUAUCGACAUAGUACGCCUGAAAAUAUGCAACGUUUUAUACUUCAGCGAUGGUUAGAAUUAAAACCCCUGCACAUAGAGUUUUCUUACAACAAGUAUGUACGAAUGGUUGCCUAUUACAGGGGCAUACAACUCGCGUUUUACAUAUAAACGACGAUAGAAAUCGUUGUUAUCGACAUAGUACGAAGUGUUGACUGUUUACAGGGGUUUUACUUAUUCAAAUUUUUACAAAAAAUCGAAAGAUUUCAGAUUUUUGUUAAAUUCUAAGAUAAAAUCUGCCGAGAGAGAUAAUUUCUUUUGUUUUUUCAUAAUACAAAAAUUACUCGAGUAAUUUUGUGAAUUAUAUAUAUAUAUUUUUUUUUUAUCUAACACAAAGUAAAGCAAAGAUCAAAUGUUAGAAAAAUGAUUGUUUCUUUUCGAGUGUGCGAGUGUGUUUUGCUUUGCGCGUAUGUCGAUGAAUGUUAAAUGAAAUUCUAGAUUGAAAACAUUGUACAAAAUUUGUUAUCUAAAGUUUAUGAGAACACGUCGUCCCUCUCGUUAGAUCCCUUCAUCAAACAAACUUAUUCUAAAAAAAGAAAAGGGGGCAAGAAAAAAAUUAAAUAAAAAGAAAAGAAUGGUCAUGAAAGUGACGACCAAUCGGA
This is a messenger RNA of Polistes canadensis, 5208 nucleotides long. RefSeq names its product chaoptin. The coding region runs from base 235 to 3954 and encodes 1239 amino acids. NCBI's taxonomy places the organism in Eukaryota, Metazoa, Arthropoda, Insecta, Hymenoptera, Vespidae. The transcript has 10 exons. Gene Ontology annotation, molecular function: protein binding. The record is from RefSeq and is a predicted model, not a curated record.